Octodon degus (degu) is the source of this 3926-nucleotide messenger RNA. RefSeq names its product zinc finger protein 217 (gene Znf217). The coding region runs from base 419 to 3568 and encodes 1049 amino acids. Gene Ontology annotation, biological process: regulation of DNA-templated transcription. Gene Ontology annotation, cellular component: nucleus. The record is from RefSeq and is a predicted model, not a curated record. Gene Ontology annotation, molecular function: RNA polymerase II cis-regulatory region sequence-specific DNA binding; DNA-binding transcription factor activity, RNA polymerase II-specific. Lineage: Eukaryota; Metazoa; Chordata; Mammalia; Rodentia; Octodontidae. The transcript is spliced from 6 exons.
CAGCCAGGUGGACUGGCAGGCUCUAGGGCUUCCGGGUCCCAGGCGCGGCCUUCUCUGCCGAAAGGUUUUGGAAAUCCCUUUCUCCAUGUUGCUGGAACUGACUUCUUGGCUCGGUUGAACCAUGCACUCAGUGGGGACAGAGAGAACUAAGGCUCGGUGCUGAUUCAUAUUUGGGUCGCAGCGUCAGGCAGCCUGUACGCCUGUCUGUGGAAGGAACCAGCAGCAGUCUCCCAAUCCUGAGCUUCCUAAAAACUUGGGUUGAUAAGCAGCUGGAGGAAUGCACACGUCCUUUUGAACUUCGUAGUGGUACUUGCUCUGGUUUCAAAGCCCAGGGUGGCUGGCGGUGUGAGUGGUGGCUGUACGGCGGCCAUAUUCCAGCUGCGUCACUCCCGUGUGCGGCCCCGCGGCGGCAGGCACCAUGCCCACGCAGUCCCUCCUCGUUUACAUGGACGGGCAGGACAUGGUCGGCAGCUCUCUGGGCACCCAGGUGGAAGUGGAUGCCGCCUUGUCCAUCAGAGGGGCUGCUGCUGCGGUUCCUUUCAGAGCUUCGCAGGAGAAAACCGUAAUCCAGCUUGAAGGGUACAUGCCCAUGGAUUGCAUGUUCUGCAGCCAGACCUUCACUCUGGCGGAAGACCUUAACAAGCACGUCCUCAUGCAGCACCGGCCCACCCUCUGUGAGCCCACAGUUCUGCGGGUCGAAGCAGAAUACCUCAGUCCCCUUGAUAAAAGUCAAGUGCAGACGGAACCGCCCAAGGACAAGAACUGCAAAGACAACGAUGAGUUCAGCUGUGAGGUCUGCGGGGAGACAUUUGGAGUCGCUUUUGAUGUCGAGAUUCACAUGAAGAAACACAAAGACUCUUUCACUUACGGGUGCACCAUGUGCGGGAGGAGAUUCAAAGAGCCCUGGUUCCUUAAGAACCACAUGCGGACCCACAAUGGCAAGUCGGGCACCAAGAACAGCAAAGUGCAGCAAGGCCUCGAGGGACCCGCCACAAUCAACGAGGUUGUCCAGGUGCACGCGGCGGGCAGCAUCUCUUCUCCUUACAAGAUCUGCAUGGUUUGUGGCUUCCUGUUCCAAAAUAAAGAGAGUCUGCUGGAGCACAGCAAGGCGCACACCAAGGAAACAGCUCCCAGCGGUCGCGGUCCGCAGAGUGACGCCAGGCCUGAGGGGACCCCUGCUCCCCGGGAAGAGCUGCUGCGCUUCUUAAACUUAAGGCCCAGAUCUCACGCUGAGCCCAGGAGGAAGCUGGUCAAGUGCAUACCCCAGCUCGACCCGUUUACCACCUACCAGGCGUGGCAGCUGGCCACCAAGGGCAAAGUGGCCAUGGCCCGGGAGGAAACGAUCAAGGAGUCGGGGCAGGAGGGAAGCACCGACAACGACGACUCGUGCUCAGAGAAGGAAGAACUUGGAGAAAUUUGGAAUGGGAGCAAAUCAGAAGGUUCUGGGAAGUCCAAAACAAAUAAAAGCAGCUACACAGGCCUCUCCCAAGACAAGGAGAAGCCUAGACAUGCCAGCGGUGAAGUGCCUUCCGGGGACGUGGACCCCAAAGUGCCUGGCAGCAAGGAGAAGCCCACACACUGUGCGGAGUGUGGCAAGGCCUUCCGGACCUACCACCAGCUCGUCCUGCACUCGCGUGUGCACAAGAAGGACCGGCGUGCCGGCGCCGAGUCUCCCCCCGUGGCCGCUGACAGCAGGCAGCCGGGUACAUGCUCCCCAGACCUGGCCACGCUGGAUGACGGUGUGGCUGGGGACCGAGAAGCUGGCUCUGAGGACGGCUCCGAGGACGGGCUCCCUGAGGGGCUCCACGUGGAUAAAAGUGAUGAUGGAGGAAAAAUAAAGCAUCUUGCAUCCUCAAGAGAGUGUAGUUAUUGUGGGAAGUUUUUCCGUUCAAAUUAUUACCUCAAUAUUCAUCUCAGAACGCAUACAGGUGAAAAGCCUUACAAAUGUGAAUUCUGUGACUAUGCCGCGGCCCAAAAGACGUCUCUGAGGUAUCACUUGGAGAGACAUCACAAGGACAAGCAGGUGGACGUUGCUGCGGACGUCAAGGGCGACAGCAAAAGCCAGGAGAGCGAAGAUGUGCUCUUCACUGUUGAUAGCACGCAGACCAAAAAUUUGAAGCGAAAUUUCGAUGGUGCCAAAGAUGUUAAAGGCAGUCCACCCGCCAAGAUGCCGAAGGAGGUGCCGUGUGUCUUCCAGAGCGCCCUGGGCGGUGCUGUACCCGCAGACACUCGGGACUGCCCGAGGAGUGCAGCGGCCGCCCCAGAGCGGGGCAGCAGGAACCCUGGGCCCGCGGCUGCAGAGCUGGCCCGGAGGAAGAUGUUGCCUGAGCCGCAGGCCCCGCCGCUCGCCUGCAAGCCAGGGGCAGACACUGCUCUGCCCGCCGAUGGCAGUGCUGCUCGCCAGGGUGACUCGGGCCCCAGAGAGAAGCGAGCCGAGCCCGCAGCUGACUCCAGGUGCCGGCCCGGUGCAGACUGCCAGGAGAAACCGCUCAACCUGUCCGUCGGGGCCCUCCAGGGCUACACGGCCCUCGCGCUGGGCAAAGCCCUCAUCCCCAGCACCGCCUGCCCGUUCUGUACCUUCAGGACCUUCUACCCCGAAGUCCUGAUGAUGCACCAGCGGCUGGAGCAUAAGUACAACCCUGACGUGCACAGGCACUGCCGCAGCGGCAAGUCGCUGCUGAGGAUGCGGCGCACCGGCUGCCCACCCGCGCUGGAGGGCCGCGAUGUGGCCCCGCUGCCCGGGCCGCACAAGCCCCGGGCUAGGCCCGCGCCCUCAGUCCAGCCCAAGGCUUUGCCCCCUGAGAAGGGGCGCCCAGCACCCUCGGCUCCGGGCAGGGCACCCCUGGCUCAAGGGACAGACACCAGCACUUUAGCCCCAAGCAAUCUGAAGUCACACAGGUCCCAUCAGAGCCUUGGGGCCCCGAGACCGCAGCAGUCAGAGAUGUUUUUGAAAAGCAGCAUUUCUCCCGCCCCAGACAAGACGAAGAGAGCUGAGACGAAGCUGAAGCCCCUCGCUGCGGCCCCCUCCCAGCCCCCUGCCAGCGGCAGCACCAGCAGUGCCUCUGGGGACUGUGCCCCAAAGAGCAGUGGCCCCUGGGCUGCCCCCGGAAGAGACUAUUUCUGCCAUCGGCACACCAGCAGCGCUGCACCUGAGUUUGGGGAACCCCUCCCUAAAAGACUCAAGUCCAGUGUGCUCACCCUUGAUGUGGAGCAGCCGGCGCCCAACUGCAGAAGGGGCUAUGAUCUGCCCAAGUACCACUCCGUCAGGGGCAUCACCACGCUGCUGCCGCAGGAUUGCCCGUGCCCGACGGCAAGCUUGACCCCCAAGCCCCGCUUCCUGGGCUCCGGGGAGGCCGACAUGCCCAACCUGCUGGCUGUGCCAAGGCCCUACAGUUCAGGGGCGCUGUACACCUGCGUGCCUGCUGCACACCCUGCCACUGCUGGCCCAGCGCUGGAAGGAAAGAGGCCUGUGUCCUACCCACACUUGUCUAAUAACAUGCGACAAAAAAGAAGCUAUGAGAAUUUAGUUGGGACUGCACAUUAUCGAUCAAAUGACAAAAAGACUUGAUUUCCUGUUGGAAGGAAGGUUCUGCCGGACAGAAGUGCACACACUCCAUGAAAUUAAAUGUUAGUGCAUCCUUUGAGAAAGUAAUGGUGAAAGCUACUGAAAAAAGCUGUGAUUUACUGUAUGUAGAACAUGUGAGGAACAUGCGAGGAACUUGUGAGGAACAUGCGAGGAACACUACAGUUUGUAAAGUUGUUCUGUUCACUUUUGUACCAAAUAGCAAUAAAAACUAGUUGUACCAGUUGGGCUGUAUGUGAACGGGGACUGGAAAGUUCGCUUUUGUCCCCGAAUGAUAUUUUUUUUUAGAAUUGACCAAAUAAGGUGGAGUUUUGCCUACUUGAGCGCUGCUGAAGAGAAGUCA